AUGGGAAACACUAAGAGCAGCACGUUGUCCAAGGAACUACUGGAGGAUCUAAAAUCCAACACCAAAUACACAGAGGCCGAGCUGUGCAGCUGGUACCAGUCCUUCCUUCGGGAAUGUCCCGGGGGGAAGAUUAGCAAGGAGCAGUUUGAAGGCAUCUAUGCCAGUUUCUUCCCAAAUGCUGACCCCACCGCUUACGCCCGCCACGUCUUCCGGAGUUUCGACACCAAUGCCGAUGGUACACUGGACUUCAAGGAGUACAUGGUGGCGCUGCACCUGACCUCAGGUGGGAAGACCCGGCAGAAGCUGGAGUGGGCCUUCGCACUCUAUGACGUGGACGGCAACGGAACCAUCAGCAAGAACGAGAUCCUGGAGAUUGUCAGGUCAAUCUUCAACAUGAUCCCAGCGGACGACCAGGAGAACCUUUCUGAGGACGAGAACACGCCAGAGAAGAGAGCUGAGAAGGUGUGGCGGUUUUUCGGGAAAAAGGAGAACGACAAAAUCUCGGAGGGCGAGUUCAUCCAGGGCGUGAUGGACAACAAGGACAUCCUGCGCCUCAUCCAGUAUGACGAACCUCAGAAGAUUAAAGACAAGCUGAAGGAGAAGAAACAGUAG
This is a messenger RNA of Nerophis lumbriciformis (worm pipefish), 612 nucleotides long. The record is from RefSeq and is a predicted model, not a curated record. NCBI's taxonomy places the organism in Eukaryota, Metazoa, Chordata, Actinopteri, Syngnathiformes, Syngnathidae.